UCCCCUCAUUCUCUACCCAAAGAAAUGACUCAAUCUCUUCACUCAUCCGUCUGCUCAGACGAUAGCCGGUCCACCUGUUCAAGCUCUGGACCGCUUUCGACUACGUCUUCUGAGGGACGCUCUCGACUACACAUUCAUUACACCCGCGAUACGCUCCUGGCUCUCCAAGCGAGUUCACCUGGAAAAUAUUGCCCCAAGGCCCGAGCGGCCCAUGGACGAGGCGAAAUCAGCGUCGAACAAAGUACUACAUCAGAACCGUCUACCGGCGGCGUCUUUCACGCCAGUUCUACUGCUCGUACAGCCCCUACCUGUGCUGCUUUAACCAGCUCUGCCACCAGUGCUCGUUUCCUUGACAUCAAGGCUUGAACUCUAUCUGUUUUGAUCCCCAUCGUCACCUGUAACCCAUGUACAACUUUUGGACACUCGUUUUCUCCGUACUUUCCAACACUUGUCCGAACGACGCCUUUUGCUUUUACCUAGAAAAGUUUUAUCCGUAUGAUUACUUUACUUAUUUGUAUACCAGCUUGAUCUGAGUGGAUACUAGGGUGGUACUGGAAAUCCUUUUUUCUUCAUGUCGUCCCGGGCUUUGGAGUCCUCAUCUAAUGGAAGCUCCAAAAAAUUACUUCCUGAUCGAUUUUAUGAAUUAUAUUGUAACUUGUUGCUAUCUGAUAUCUUGUUGCAUCUAUUCACCAAACUAUCAAACUAAACAUGUAUACCGUCGAUCUACUUGCAUGGCCAUAGAUUGCAAAUAAAUCAGCAUUUGAGGAAGCAUUCAAACAC
Messenger RNA from Melampsora larici-populina 98AG31, 780 nucleotides. RefSeq lists its product as uncharacterized. NCBI's taxonomy places the organism in Eukaryota, Fungi, Basidiomycota, Pucciniomycetes, Pucciniales, Melampsoraceae. The record is from RefSeq and is a predicted model, not a curated record. Bases 25 to 366 code for a protein of 113 amino acids. The transcript has 3 exons.